GAGCUGUCAUAAAAAUUCUAAAUGAAACUUGCCUGAGGUUAACUCGCCAGCGAGGUAAGUCUGCUUUCUCUUUCAAAUAAUUCCGAUUCUUUGUUGUUUUAUUCAAUAAUUCAGCUCUUUAAAGUUACCUUUUAUAAUCAACAAGAAUAUUAUCAAGUACCCCAGGCCUAAAAAGAUAGUUAAAGUCACUGAAAUGUUUUCAGUGUUUUCAGGUGUCACGAGUCGUAUGAAUAACCUGAAACGUUCUGUCGGCUUGAAGGAGUUUCUUUUGCUUCGAAAUUUCAACUUUCUAUCUAUUAGCAGAAGUUUAGGGAAAAACUCUCAUUAAGAGUCGACUUAUUUCAUCAUAACGUUACCAGUUUGAUCGACGACUAUCAUGGAGUCCAGUCGUUCAUUUAUAUGUAAGGUUAUAUUUAAAUCGGCUCGUGCAGUUAUUUUUCCUUUGACAGGAUUUGCUGUAUAGUAAAAAACAAAGUAGAAUUCUUCGCCUUUGUUUAACACGCAUUCGUCCUCUCCCUGAAUAGUCCUUACUGGUUACAUUAGAAGCUAAUACAUUUUGUUUGGCAGAACUUUGACAAAGCACUGCUCACAAAUAUUCGACUCACCACGGAUCACUGAAUCCAGACAACCUCUUCAAUACUUCAAGCGUCUUCAUUUGGUUUACGCGCAACAAGGAAUAUAAUUUACAUAAAAAACUAACCUUGAAUGUCUAUGUCACCAGAUUCAAAAGAAGAUACAGAAAACAAUAUCACCCUUUUCAAAUGGGAGUAUUUAUACUAGCACGGAAAUUCUAUACGGUCUUGCAGCCGGCUGACUGACACGACUUUAAAAGCUUUUUGACAUUCUGUAGUGAUGUACCAUAUGUGUUUCAAGCGAGCUAAAAGUAACUACCUUGAAAAGUCUUUGAGUGAAAAACUGGGAAUGGAAAUGACCCAAACCAUUUCCAGCAUGAUUUCUAAUGCCGCAUAAAACAGCAAAGCAAGGUCGCUCGUUUUUGUUUUUUGUCAUUAAUUUUUGAUUCGGCAGUCUAGCAGGAAGGCAGUUCAUGAAAGUUGCAAAAGUCGGAGCCAGUCAGGUUUGGUUUCAAGAAGAAACAUUAACGCUCAAGAGUGUUGGACACUUAUUAAUACCUCUAUGACAUGGUCAAAUGUCAUUUUGACCAAACAGUAUUUCCUCGAAUAAGCGCCCGCUGGUUUUAAACCAAGUAGAGAAUGGUCUAGUUGUUCCUGGGAAGUUCACAGCAUUUACCCAGAGCUCGGCAAUCGGAAAAAAUUAAAAGAAAAGAUAACGCACCUAAGAACUCUGCAAGCGCAUGGAUAUAGAAAUAACUGGAUGUGACUUAAAGGAAAAGAAACUAUUCUCCUUUACUAAUUCCAGUGUAGUCGACGCCUGAAAAGUUGAAAUAAAGUGGCAAUAAAAGCUGGUUUUGGCUUGAAUCCCUUCCCUCCUAUUUAAGAGAGUGAGGGGGGGGGGGGAGGGGCGCUUAUUUGAUAUUAUGGCCUUCAGCAGCGGAGGGAUGGCGCUUAUUAGAGGGUGGGCGCUUAUUCGGGGAAAUACGGUAUAUUUUGACCACGUUAGCAGAGCGUGUCUUUCUGGAAAGUGUACAGCUUUGUUAGCGUCUCUGGUAAUCCCUGGUAUUUCGCGUAGUUGGCCGAGAAAGAUUGUCAGUUAGCAGAGUAAUUGUAAUUGUAUACAGUGGUUUGUAUAUAAAGUGUUCACCUUGUAUAUACCUUGUGUUUUCCUUCCAAAAGCGCGAAGAGAAGACUGAAACCGACUUCCGAUGCCCAUGCAGUUUGCCCCUGGCAAAUCCCUGGCAUGUCAUUGGUCAAGUUGUCGUUGUUUCGUUCUCGUUCCCAUAGCCCCGUUACCCAAAAGAAACGAAGGGCUCAGGGGACGAGAAUAGCAACCUUAAGCAAAUACGAGGACGACGACGACAACUUCAAACAACAAGACGUUUAAUGAUCAAAACAACAGCUCUGUACGUGCAUCACGCUUUUUAGUACCUUUCUUUGACGCCCACUGCACGACUUCGACGUGAAACCUCCUAGUGUGACGUUUUAUGGAGGACAUGGACAUACGACGACGAAUUUUCCUUCCUCUUUUUGAACUUGAAUAAAAUGUUUAAGAAUUCAACUCCAGGAAAAGUCGCCUGCAUUUGACAUAUUGAGCGGGUCCAUAUAGACGCGAUGAAGUUUGAAAGAACGCAAAUUCACUUUUUUAGCGACGUUUUCACUGCCGUCGUCGUUGUUUAAGGUCCCUAAUGUCGUUGGUGAUCGAGGUUUCUGUGGGCGUGUCCGGUUUAUAAACGUGUCACUGUGCCAUACUGAUUAUAACGUAGUUUACACAAAAAUAUAACAGACCUUCGGAGACUCCAGAAAAUUCGGGUAAUAUUGUCCCUCUUAAUAUUAAAAGCAACGUUUGUUCUCUUUCGCACUUGCAACAUUAGCUCUUUUCUUUCUCGAUCUGGUUUGGAAAAGGGGAGUUCUAUCAGAUUUUUCCUCGGUAAAUUUGUAUGAUCACGAAUGUUUUAUGAAUGAGUGAAUACGAUAACUUAUACUUUUGCCGUUAUUUUUGUCCACCAGUAUGUGUGAUUGAAACACUCCUUUCCAACACGGGAGUCACUCAGUCGUAUAGCAAUACAACAAAAAGAAGCUGGACAGAAUGGCUAGGGGUGAUUUUUGUACUAAAAGUACCAGCAGUGUACAUUUACGAGACCUGGAUAAGCUAGUUUCUUCAUUCAACGAGGAGCGAAGAGCUGUUGAUAUGAAAAAUCGUAAACUUGUCUCGGGAGAUUGCCUGACGAGGGAUAGAAUCGAAUAUAUAUCAGUUGGGACACUAUCGUCCACAAAUGAACAAGAAGUUGCAUCCUUUGAAGAACGUUUUGAUGGCACAGUUAUUGAAGGAGCAAUAAAAAAUGAAGUUGCCUUCGAUUCGACAUUGGAAUCAGAAUCAGACCCUGGAAUUGAUAUCCAAUAUUCAACAAACUCUUUAAACCUGAUAAGUGAGCUUUGUGACAGGCUUAUAACAGCCUCUCUCCCAAACAACAGCAAACACUGUGUCAGGCAGCCAUCAUGGAAUGAAACAUGGGCCACACCCAUUGCCAAUGCGACUCGAAAAUUAGAACCAGCUUAUGACCAAACUAUGCUUUCACCGGAGGGAGCUGGACCUCCUAAAGGCUCGUCUUGUUCCCGAGGCUACUCAACUCAAAACACAGCCACCUUGCAAGUUUCUCCACUGAUGAUUAAAACGAAUGAUGCAAUGAAUAAAUCGAAUGAUGGCAUUACAGCGCCCUUCGGCAUGGAGCUUUCUAAGACUGAAGCAGACAAAGAAGCGGAAAACAACAAGCAAAUUGGUGAUUACGCGGAUCAAAUGCCUUUAGAUUCGUGUCCUCAACCGAUUGCAGCCAUUUCUCGCAUGCAGCGAAUGCUAGAAAGGAUAUCACCAGCACUUGGGAGAGGAGAAAUUACAAAUCAGGGGACUGCUGAAGAUCGCGAUUGUGUUUCAUCUGAUGAUUCGUUGCAAAGCGCCUCAGCCUGCGAAAUAGGUAUAAUAUAAUGCAUCUCGAGUAAGGUUGAUCAUAGUUUUUACCCCACCUUAAAUAACACAGACGUCUUGUUUAUUUAAUGGUAGACCUUAUAACCGGCCGACUGUAUAGCAUGCUUUAGGGUCUUGUUUUAUGUCUUGUAGGUUAUUCUAGGGACCUGGGGUUUGAUAGAAAUACAGUGCGGGAUUUAGGAAACGCAAAAUGUCUUGACUUGGUUGACUGCUAUUCUGGAAGCGGGAUUCGCCAAAAGCUUGGCACGGAACGCGGGAAAUAGAACGGUAUUCGGGGAGAAGUUCGGAGGAGCGGGAGUGGGAGAUCAGGUCACGCCCCCCCCCCCCCCCCCCCCCCCCCCCCCCCCGCCCGAGCGCGGAAAACAUAUGGAGUACUAAAAAAUAUUUAUAGAGGUUUUGUUUUGGUGGUGUUGUGUGCCCGCGCCAAACCCCCCCCCACGACUCCCCCCCCCCCCCCCCCCCUUCCCAUCUUCUUUUCACACCUUUUUCUCCCCCUCACCCAUCGCCGCAUCCACGGUGACGGUUUGAUACUUAGCAGCAAAAGAAUGGGUGGGGGUUGUUAUAAAAAAAGAGGGGGGGAUUUGAGAAAGGAAAAAUUGUUUCUUUGGUUUUAGUUCCUUAUGGUGGGGGGGUGUCCCCAAAACUGUGGAGAGGAAGGGGGGAAAAAAAAGGUUAUUGGGGAGAAAAGGGGGGGGGGGGGGGGGGGAAGAAGAGGCCCCCCCCCCCCCCCCCCCCCCCCCCCGUUCCUGACGGCAAGAGAGAAUAAUCUUGUAGACGUAUAAAACAUGUUGGUCCAGUGUUGGAUUUCGAUGGAUUAGCCUCCCGCGAAAACGCUCUAAGGCCUUCUCACACCCUCCUUCCUCUUGAACCUAGUGUUCAUGGAUCCCUUUGACCCGAACAUCAGGGGCCACUGUAAUCGGGGUACAUAUUUCAAACUAUUCGAAAGCGAUGCGUGCGGACGGGAACUUUCCUUUGCUUUCGCCAUUUUUUUUUUUUUUUUGAAAACGGAGAAAAUGUUCAAAUGAAAGACAGACACGGGACGUGUGAACAAGGCGUAAAGUUUAAUUUUUCAUAGACCCUUCUUCCCUCCCCCACCCCUGCUGGUCAGAAAUAUAAGGAACUCCCAGCAUUCUUCGCGCCCGGAGUAACACGACGCCAUUUUGAUUCACAAAGAACAUUUGACCAUUGUUCAAGCUUUAAAGAUAAAAAAUUAGAUUUUCCUAAAUGGAGAGCAAAGCACAACAACCUGCGCAAGGUAGAGAUUCAAACGAGAAUGAUAUAAAUCUCUUCUGAUUCUUUUACUGAUCAAAAGAUUUUGAAUUUCAGCCAUCGGUUCUUCUUCUGCCACCCCAGCUUCUGUUCAAUCUUCUGUUGCACCGAGCCAGAAUUCCCCUGGAAAAUACUCUGAACUCUUAGCCGUGAUUGAGGAGUUAGGCAAAGAUAUUCGUCCCACGUAUGCUGGUAGUAAAAAUGCCGCGGAGCGGUUAAAGAAAGGUGAGAAACGGUAGAUAGACGUCACCGACAGGCGAUUACACAAAACAUUCUUUUAUAAGUAUUUCUUGGGAAAUAUGCACGAUAGUAGUAAUAACCUUUAUUCGCUUGAUAAAAUACAUAUCAAAAGUUACAAAAUUCAUAUUAAAUUAUAAGAAUAUAAAAAAAGAUGCACAAUUGCAGUAAAUAAUAUCUGACUCCCCCCCCCACCCCCCAGGUUUAAUGCAUCCGUCAAUUCCAGCUGCGCCCAGCGCCCCCCUCCCCCGGGCUACUGCGGGGUAUUUGCCCGCAUUUUCUGUCCCUGGGGUGGGGCAUCUGCAAAUUUUGCACUGCCCAGGGGCUGGGCAUUUGCCACCCCGGGGCUAUUCCUGGGCUUUUGACACGCACGCAGUUCCCUAUCAGAAUAUAAUUACACAGAGGAUAUUACUGGAAAAAAGGCAGAUUGGCCCAUCUGUCAAGGACAGGGGUAAGGCAUGUUCUCAAUUUUAUGCAUGCAUUUCUUCAUUGCUGUAUCAAGCCUGAAUUACAUAGUGAAACUUGGGAGCUAUCGACGGGAAUCAAUGUUUUUAGGUUUAUAGCGAAUCAAAUUUCUGUUGAUAUUAUUAAUUUUGAGGAACAUCCUUUCAUAUUAAUUUUAUAAUCUAUUUACAACAAAUAACUUUACAGCACUCUAUUAAUUUUAAUGUCAAUAAUUUUAUAUCAAUACUAAAACCAUAAACUGGUGCGUGUUGUCGCGGUGUCAAGUCUUAAUAAUUCGAAUCCUGGCGCUAUUACAAAGGAAUACAUUACUUGAAACGAAAAUUCGCACAUUAAAAUGUGUAGAACGGCACUUUUGGACUGUGCAAUCAAUGAAAAAUGUUGCAGUCACAAAUUUCCCAGCAAUAGACCAAUAUUUUACGGAUUUUCAGGGAUUGCAAUAUUAUAUGUAAUCUUUAGGGGUAAGCAGAAAAGUCUUCAAGGGGAAGGAGGAAAGUGUACGGAUAUCAUAAGCAAUAGUCCAGUCCUUUGUUUCAAAGCAUUUACAUGUAUGUUUGUCUUUCAGGCAUUAUGCAUGCACGGGUGCUGGUGAGGGAAUGCCUCGUAGAAACUGAUAGAUGUGCAAGACAAUAG
Messenger RNA from Porites evermanni, 6156 nucleotides. Lineage: Eukaryota; Metazoa; Cnidaria; Anthozoa; Scleractinia; Poritidae. The record is from the annotation of a GenBank genome assembly.